AUGCAGUUCACCAUCGUCGCCGCUCUCUUCGCCUCGGUCGCCAUGGCCGCCCCCGCCACCCUCGCCGCCCGCGCCAGCGUUUGCCCUUCGGGCCUCCUCAACGGCAGCCCCCAGUGCUGCGCUACCGACGUCCUCGGCGUCGCCAGCCUGGACUGCUCCGUCCCCAGCCGCACUCCCUCCGACGGCGCCGAUCUCAAGGCCAUCUGCGCCGAGGCCGGCAAGUCUGCUCUCUGCUGCAGCGUCCCCGUCGCCGGCCAGAGCCUCCUCUGCACUGCCGUCAUCGGCUAA
Messenger RNA from Verticillium nonalfalfae, 288 nucleotides. RefSeq lists its product as uncharacterized. Gene Ontology annotation, cellular component: extracellular region. NCBI's taxonomy places the organism in Eukaryota, Fungi, Ascomycota, Sordariomycetes, Glomerellales, Plectosphaerellaceae. Bases 1 to 288 code for a protein of 95 amino acids. The transcript is spliced from 2 exons. The record is from RefSeq and is a predicted model, not a curated record.